This is a messenger RNA of Talpa occidentalis (Iberian mole), 1264 nucleotides long. RefSeq names its product dynactin associated protein (gene DYNAP). Gene Ontology annotation, biological process: activation of protein kinase B activity. Bases 73 to 549 code for a protein of 158 amino acids. Gene Ontology annotation, cellular component: Golgi apparatus; plasma membrane. NCBI's taxonomy places the organism in Eukaryota, Metazoa, Chordata, Mammalia, Eulipotyphla, Talpidae. The transcript has 4 exons. The record is from RefSeq and is a predicted model, not a curated record.
UAACCUGUGAGAAAUAAAGUUUCGUGAGUACAGACAUCUUUGGGUGGUGUUUGAGAUACCAGCAGCCUCAGCAUGGAUAGAAAACAACAGCAGCAAACUGUGAAUACGGAAGAAAAUGCAACGGAGUUGUUACCCAGAAAUCCAUACAGUUCAAACGAAGGUGCACACUGUGUCUGUCGAUUGCCCAAUGUCACCUUCCAGCCGCAGUGGGUGACACCAAAACCAUGGUCACUCUGGAAAACAUUUCUGGUGUGUCUGCUAGCCUGUCUCAUUGCUGCAACCCUCGUUGUUCUGGUCUUAUAUUUUGUCCACUUUGGCAAACUCACCAAUGGUAGUACCAACGUCAUAAUUCAGACAGAUGGAAAGUCCAGUCCUGUCACCUGCAUCUCUGGUUCUGCCACAUCCCUUGUUUCACCAACUCUGCCUGGAUCUCAGAAUACCCUGCCUUCUACUCCCAUGGCAAGCCAAAACUCCCCCACCAUGGUGCUUCCAUCUGCUAUGGAGAUGACUGACACCACAGUGGACCACGAAGUCAACAUUGAGUAUUAAAAAUGGCAUUUUCAAGCCCUCAGCCCCCCUCCAGCCAGUUCAGCAUCCUUGCCCUGAAGAAGACAUGUCCACAGUGUUCUCUCCUCCUUCCCAAGGGUUCCAAAGCAUUUGGCUUCAUGAGAUCUUAUCCUCUUGCUCAAUCACUUACUGGAUUCCUGUAUGAAAAUGACUCAGUCUUGGGUCUUCCAAUAUCCAAAUAACUGGAAAAGAAAGUUUCAACUUAGCCUAAAUGACUCAUCCACAAUGGACUUCAGUUUUCUUUCCACCCCUUCCUGUAUAACCAACCUCAUUUAUCACUAAUGAACAUUUCAACCGCUGAAGAGGCUGCCAGCUGAACUCUGCUCUGCUUAGCUGUAUGCUGGUCUUUAAGCCAGUAUUUAUUACCCAGUUGUUGGCUAUUUCACAAACUCACACACUUGACAAUUUUUAGCCUUUGUAGUCCAGCAAGAAAAGAUGCAAAUAUCAAUUAAAGCGGUUAAGGAGUAUGAGCUGAUUUAUAGCUACAAGUCCUCCUGUUAGGGGAUUCUGAAAAGAGAGGAGAUGAGUGAGUUAGGAAUAACCAAGGAAGGUUUCAGAGAAGGGUUAAAGUUGAAAAGGGUAAGGGCUUGGAUUUAGGUAGAGGUCAUUAGAACAGAAGGCGUGAGGGCUAAGGAACUCUAUAACAUUUAAAAUCAAUAGUACACUCAGAAACACUUCAGAUGUAACAAAAGAUAUA